GUACAAACAAAACUUCCAAUCAGUUCAGUGUUUUGUUUAGAAACUCCGCAAGCUACACAAAAAUCCACAAAAUCUCCGCUCCAAUGUCUGGUGAAACGGAUGCGUGUGCGAUGGAGGACAGCACGCGCAAGUGUACAGCGUGUUUCUCCUUCAGCGAGUCAGAAUAUUUGAACAUCUUUGCCGAGGAAAAUGUGGGGAAGGACAUUGCCACCGUCAUUGCCAUGCAUCUUUGGUUUGAGGUCACUCCCACGGACGAAUGUCAAUGGAUCUGCCGGACCUGUUGGACAAGCUUGGACUCGUUUCACAGCUUCUACGUCAGCAUUGAGCAGCGGCACGAACGGCACACGGACAAGCUGCGUGUGGACAGUAUCGUCGACAGUGAGCAAGCUGCGAGCCCGUCCCCUGCCAGUCCGACGUACAAUACGGAGUUUCUGGAGAUAAAGGGCGAACCGCUGGACGGCGACGACGAGCUGGAGGACCUGGACGACGAGGAGGAGGAGGAGUUCGAUCUUACGGAAGAUGGCGAUGGCAGUUGCGGUGGAAGUGACAAAAUGCUACCGAGCGAAGAGAUCAAGAGCGAAAGUGAUUCGGAUGGAGAAGGAGGAAGCGUAUCGCCCCGUGCGGAAGAGGGCAGGAAUAGGCAACGACCGUCCCGAUCCCGCAAUACGUCCCGCGCUCCCAAACGCGAUGCCGAAGAGCAGCUGGCGAAACGGAAGGCCGGCGGUCGGUUUCCGGCCGAUCCGGAGGAGGACAAGAACAUCCUGCAGUUCUACAAGCGCAUCGUGUGCGAGGUGUGCGACAACAAGCGGAUGAUGGUGGGCGAGCCGCUGAUAGAGUACGCGACGUGGGGUGAGCUGCUGCGGCACACGAAGGAACUGCACGGCCAUUACAAAAUCUUCGUCCAGUGUCCGGUGUGCGAGAUGAAGCUGCGCACGAAGGUGACGCUGGUGCAGCACAUGGACAUGCACCAGAACCCGGACAAGUAUCGGUGCGAGGUGUGCGGCGAGGUGUUCCAGAACAUGAAGGAGCACAUGCAGAACAAGCACGAGGAGCGACAGUUUAGCUGCGAUCAGUGCGGCAGCAAGUUCCCGUUCAAGAAGCGGCUCGUGGUGCACAUGAAGAAAAUGCACGGCGAAAAGGAUGUCACGUGCGAGCAGUGCGGAAAAUCCUUCACAAAGUACACGAUCGAGGAUCAUCGGCGUUCGGUGCACAUGGACCGGUUCGUGUGUGAGCAUUGUCCGAAAACGUUCAAAAUUCGGUUCCGCCUGCACAAGCACAUGCAGGAGCACGAUAAAAGCCUGCGCAUCUCGACCUCCGUGCCGUGCCCGACCUGCGGGCAGGUGAUGGGCGACAAGUACAUCCUCCGCCAGCACAUCAAGCAUAUGCACGUCGAGCAGCAGGCGGUGGAUUGUGAGACGUGCGGGAAAACGUUUAAAAACCAUCGCAACCUCAAGAUACACCUCACGAACGUGUGCAUGAAGCCGGUGCAGCUGCAUCCGUGCGCAAUCUGUGGCAAGCAGUUUCGGCACAAGAACAAGCUGAAGGACCAUAUGGCGUCCUGCACGCCGAAUUGAGGUGUGUAGGUGUGGUAUAGUAGCGUCCACACGUCCCACACACCUUCGAUUGGUCCGCUAGUGGCCGGUGAUGAUGCUCCGCGAUUGGAGCGCAUCCAAAAGUUGUGAUAUUUGUUUAUUAAUUGAAAGAUAUGUGUUACUUGUAAAGUGAAGAGGUGCUGGUGGGUGUAUAUAAA
Molecule: messenger RNA, 1750 nt
Organism: Anopheles gambiae (African malaria mosquito)
Lineage: Eukaryota; Metazoa; Arthropoda; Insecta; Diptera; Culicidae
Product: transcription factor grauzone
Exons: 3
Coding region: 84-1574 (496 amino acids)
Biological process (GO): regulation of transcription by RNA polymerase II
Cellular component (GO): nucleus
Molecular function (GO): RNA polymerase II transcription regulatory region sequence-specific DNA binding; DNA-binding transcription factor activity, RNA polymerase II-specific; zinc ion binding
Source: RefSeq, a predicted model, not a curated record